Pristis pectinata (smalltooth sawfish) is the source of this 3297-nucleotide messenger RNA. It is a transcript of the gene elovl7a, whose product is annotated as ELOVL fatty acid elongase 7a. The transcript is spliced from 8 exons. The record is from RefSeq and is a predicted model, not a curated record. NCBI's taxonomy places the organism in Eukaryota, Metazoa, Chordata, Chondrichthyes, Rhinopristiformes, Pristidae. Gene Ontology annotation, biological process: fatty acid elongation, polyunsaturated fatty acid; fatty acid elongation, monounsaturated fatty acid; sphingolipid biosynthetic process. Gene Ontology annotation, cellular component: endoplasmic reticulum membrane; endoplasmic reticulum. Bases 411 to 1250 code for a protein of 279 amino acids. Gene Ontology annotation, molecular function: fatty acid elongase activity.
GUUAAAAGUCAGUUCGUGGUGGUGGGCGGUAAAACAGGUUACUGGGCUGUACCAGGAUUUCUUCCAAGGAACUUCCGGAAAAACUGGUUUCUGAAACAACGAACCCAGUGAAGCCCCGCAGUGUGUCAUACCGCAACAAUGAAGUGAGGCAAUUAAUUGCGAAAGAGCGCCAAUACCGUACGUACCCUGGACCUAGGUCAACAUCGCCCCACCUGUUUGCCGCGGCUCUGAAUGCUAAUUAAGAAAGCGCAGCUAAUUACUCGCAGCCCAAGUUCAGUGUUAAAGUGGCUCCGCCCCAUGACGUGAUGAGAAACGCCGGCAAGGACGGAGCAAGGUGUUCAGGGUGGCUCGUUGUGCCUUUUCCAUUCGCGCUGCACUUCAUCAAACAGGACUGAAGAAUAUUGCUGAAAAUGUCUUUCCAAGAACUGACAUCAAGAGCAGUACUUUUAUAUGAUGAAUGGCUCAAAGAUGCAGAUCCCAGAGUUGAAGACUGGCCAUUGAUGUCUUCACCCCUGCCACAAACAAUAAUACUUGGUGCUUAUAUCUACUUUGUUACAACAUUUGGACCAAAAUUAAUGGAGAACAGGAAGCCUUUGAACUUGAAGCAAAUAAUGAUUGUGUACAAUUUUUCUAUGGUGAUCUUUUCCAUGUAUAUGUGUUAUGAAUUUCUUAUGUCUGGCUGGGCCACGGGAUACUCAUUUCGUUGUGACAUUGUGGAUUAUUCCAGGUCACCGCAAGCCCUCAGGAUGGCCUGGACCUGCUGGCUUUUUUACCUCUCCAAGUUUAUUGAAUUGUUGGACACUGUUUUCUUCGUGCUCCGAAAGAAGAAUGGUCAAGUGACAUUUCUUCAUGUCUACCACCAUACAAUCAUGUCUUUCACUUGGUGGUUUGGAGUCAAAUUUGCUCCAGGUGGUCUAGGAACAUUUCAUGCUCUUGUCAACUGCAUAGUGCAUAUUUUCAUGUAUUCAUACUAUGGUUUAUCUGCAUUGGGACAAAAUUACCAGAAGUAUUUAUGGUGGAAGAAGUACAUGACUGCAAUUCAGUUGAUCCAGUUUGUGGUCAUUACGGUUCAUAUUGGGCAGUUCUUCUUCAUGAAAAAUUGCCAGUACCAGUAUCCAGUGUUCCUCUACAUAAUAUGGCUAUAUGGAGUUAGUUUCAUGAUAUUAUUUCUGAACUUUUGGUACUAUGCAUACACACGGGGUCAAAGGUUGCCAAAGAACACAAUGAACAAAUUGAAGAAAGAGCAGUAAAAACCAUUGACUGGAAUGAAAUUACCAUGUACUUGGUUUAAAUUGAACAUGUAUGACAUUGUAGCAUAAGGCAUACUUUUUAAAGGAUAAUUUGCAUCUUUUUUGUGAUUUAUAUGAACUUGAUACAUCUUAAUGCAUGCUACCAUGUAGCUGCAAAAUUUGAAAUAAAUCAAACCUCUUUAGAAUGUAUUUCCUCUCACCAACUAGCUCUUUUGCUAUGUUAAACAUUUACUGUGUUGUAGAUAUCCAGCUUGUAAUACUUGUGUGCUUCCUUUCCUCAUUCCAUUUGAUUGUUUGUGCAAAAUGAUGCAAAUGAAUCUUGUGGGUUGUUGAACUGCACAUCUGACCCAGAAGCAAUACCAUUGGCAGAUUAACUUGAUGGUCUCAUUUUUGAAGCAGUCAUGCAGUUAGACAACUAACUUUGCAUCUCUUCUGUUUGCAUAACCACAGUGUAACUUACUUUACUACAGUAUCCUUUUUAUUACUAAAACAACAAAUGGAAUCGGAAGGCCAGCUUUCCAUAAUUAUCCACCUUUGGCCUAAACAGAGAUUUGCAGAAGCUGAAUGAUAAAUCCCUUGCUGCUUUAUAAUUUUAAUUUUUAAUAAAAAGGGACAAUAAUUAAAGUUGGUAAACAAUAGUAAGAUGAUUAAGUUAUUAAUUUUCAAUUAUUCACUAGGGCAAGAAUGAAUAACACAUUUGUUUGAGUUUUGUUGCUAGACUGAGGUUAAAAUGAAAUGAGCUUUUCAAAUUCUUGGGCAACUUACAUAAGUGUGCACUUCUAGGAAAGGGGCUAAAAUACUCCAACGCAGCAUUUUUUUGAUUGAAAACAAAAGUACCUUGUUCUUGUGCCCUUUGAUUAAACAUAUUUAAGCAGCUGGAGAACCACCCAUAGAAGUACUUUUUAGGAACAUGGUGCCCAACUUGCUGCCCACCUUCACAUGACCUGUCUUGAUUGUACGUAAUUCUCUUCCUCCCUCUUUCUCUCUCCACCCCCCCCACCCCCACCCCAAGGCUCCUUUGCACCUCCCUCGGUUGUAAAUUAUUUCGUUUAGCUGCUGUUCUUGUGAAAGGCAAGGGAUAGUAUUUGGGGAUAUUAAUGGCAAGCUGAAACUUUUGACUUUGCUUGUUUCUAGUCUUGCCAACAGGAUAUUUUAAAAAGCACUUUUUAAAAAAAAAAAGAUGCAUUUGAACUUGUAUUGUGAAAUCACAUUUAAAGGGAUGUUUGUCAGUUUCACCUAGUUCAUAAAUGGAUCCUUCAAUUUUGUGAAAUUCUAACUUUUUGCUGUUUCUACAUGAGGUCAAAUCACAUUUAUUUUUUUCAUAACUCAGAUAAAAGUUACAUUGGUAGUCAAAACAAUUACUACACUAGAAAAAUGUAUAUUCCUCAGCACCAUGUUUGCCUAACAUUUUAAAAAGCACAGAUAAAAGCUUUGACAAUUGGUGUUAUAUCACUGCAGUGAAUUUGACUGUUCCAAAGUAUAAUGAUUUAAUGUAGAUUUUAUUUUUAGUUUUCAGAGUACCUAAAUGCAUAAUUAUCCAACUCUGAUUUAAUAACUAAAGAACUAGACACAAUUCUGUUUUAAUGGGGACUGUUGUAUCACAAUGCAAGCUGGAUAUUCUCAAUGCCAUGACUGAAAUUGUGUAUUAACUAGUGAAUCAGUGAAAGGAAAUCAUUAGCAUUCCAAGGAGGGUUGAAUUUUGCUUUUUUUUAAACAAUACUAUUUUCUAAAGUCAAAAGUGAAUGAAAAGAAGUUGUUUUCAAAUAUGAAACCAUAAUUUGUGGAAACACUGGUGCAGAUGCAAAUAUUCCAAGGCAAAACAAUGAUGGGUCCAGAAAGGUGCACCUUGAAGUUUCUUGGAUUUAUUCUUGGCACAUGAAGAACCAUGUUGUAUUCCAAAUUUGGCAAGUAUUUCUUGUAAAUGAAUUAUUGUGGUUUUAUGAAUAGGGGAAGAUAUUGCAAAUAUUACUAUGUACAUCCAAAAAAUUUACUAUUAAAAAAUGUGGUUUUGUUGCCUGAUAAGUGUGUUAUUACAGCAGAAAGAACU